GUGGAUUAAAACAAUCCCUAAACUCCAAAUACUUAAAAGAUCACGCAUUUCCCCCAAUUCCUCGUUCGAUUUCGAACCCCAAAUGGAAGUCGAAGUGAAACUCCGUCUCCCAGACCCCGAAUCCCACCAGAGGCUCUCCGAUCUGCUCUCCCCGUUCCUCGCCGAGACUCUCAUCCAAGAAAACGUCUUCUUCGACACCCCAACCUCCGCCCUCGCCGCCGCCAACUCCGCCCUCCGCCUCCGCUUCUACAACCUCGACUCCCGUUCCGUCCUCUCCCUCAAAUCCAAGCCCAAGCUCUCCCGGGGCAUUAGCCAAGUCGAAGAACUGGAAGAACCCAUCGACCCAUCACUCGCCCGCUCCUUUGUAACCGAACCGAGCGGCCUGCUGGAGUUGAGAAACGAUUCCCUGAUAAUGCAAAGGGUGAGAGGUGACUUUGGGGUUAAUGAGUUGAUUUGCUUGGGAGGGUUUAAGAAUGUUAGAGGGGUUUACGAAUGGAAGGGGCUGAAAUUGGAGCUCGAUGAGUCUGUUUAUGAUUUUGGGGUUAGUUAUGAGAUUGAAUGCGAGAGUAAAGAGCCUGAACGUGAUAAGAAAUUGAUCGAAGAACUCUUGAAGGAAAAUGGGAUCGACUUUAAGUACUCUGAUAUCAACAAAUUUGCUGUGUUUUUGUCUGGAAAGUUGCCUACUGUGUAGAGACAAAAUUCUACAUCUUGUUGGAUGAUUUUGGUGUUUUUAAUCAUAAAUUUCGAGAAUUUCUGGAGU
Molecule: messenger RNA, 760 nt
Organism: Hibiscus syriacus
Lineage: Eukaryota; Viridiplantae; Streptophyta; Magnoliopsida; Malvales; Malvaceae
Product: triphosphate tunnel metalloenzyme 3-like
Exons: 1
Coding region: 83-691 (202 amino acids)
Source: RefSeq, a predicted model, not a curated record